This is a messenger RNA of Eubalaena glacialis (North Atlantic right whale), 943 nucleotides long. RefSeq names its product small ubiquitin-related modifier 2-like. The record is from RefSeq and is a predicted model, not a curated record. The transcript is spliced from 2 exons. Gene Ontology annotation, molecular function: protein tag activity; ubiquitin-like protein ligase binding. The coding region runs from base 1 to 399 and encodes 132 amino acids. Gene Ontology annotation, cellular component: nucleus. Gene Ontology annotation, biological process: protein sumoylation. NCBI's taxonomy places the organism in Eukaryota, Metazoa, Chordata, Mammalia, Artiodactyla, Balaenidae.
AUGCCCGUCAGAGGAGGACAAGCGCUGUGGAUGAUGCCUCGGUGCCGACCACGGCUGCUUGCUCCAGAUAAAGAGAGAACAGAUGAUGGACAGCGGCCCAAUCAAGGAUUUGCAUCUGACGAAAAGCCCAAGGAAGGAGUCAAGACUGAGAACAACGAUCGUAUUAAUUUGAAGGUGGUGAGGCAGGAUGGCUCCGUGGUGCAGUUGAAGAUUAAGAGGCAUACACCACUUAGUAAACGAAUGAAAGCCUAUUGUGAACGACAGGGUUUGUCAAUGAGGCAGAUCAGAUUCCGAUUUGAUGGGCAGCCAAUCAAUGAAACAGACACACCUGCACAGUUGGAAAUGGAGGAUGAAGAUACAAUUGAUGUGUUCCAGCAGCAGACAGGGGGUGUCUACUAAAAAGGGAACCUGCUACUUUACUCCAGAAUUCUGUUCCUCCGGACCCAGAAGACGUUCUCAAUUAGAAAACCGCAAUUUGGUUCCACCACAUCCUGACUACUACAGUAUAGUUUCUCUAUUCUUUCAUUUUCCCCUUCCCCAUUCCUUUAUUGUACCUAAAGUAACUGGUGUAUGUGCACAAGCAUAUUGCUUUUUUUUUUUUUUAACUAAACGGCCAACGGUAUAUUUUGAUCGACAUCAAAUGGAGAUGGAAUGGGGAAAAAUAGUGGUUCUGUGAAGAUACCCCCUUUUCUCCAUUAGUGGCAUGCUCAUUCAGCUCUUAUCUUUAUAUUCCAGUAAGUUAUUUUGCUCUCACUGUUUAACAAAAAAAGAACAACAUAAAAAUUCUUGCAUACCUUGUUCGAUUGGAGAAUUUUAAUGUUUUUCAUUUAUCAUUGUAAAACCAAGGACAAUUUUAUAACUUUUUUGUACGUAGCUGUUACAUGUAGGGCAAUCUGUCUUUAAGUAGGGAUAAAUUACUCUAAAAGAAAUGAAUCCUAGAUAG